AUGGAAGAAGAUGAAGUAGAAGAUGAGAACAUUCCGGACUUGGCUCAGUAUGGCGGAUUUGAAGAAAACACAAUGGGCGAGGCGGAGCUGGAUGUUGAAGGGAAUGACGGUGCUGAUGAACUUGGUCAAAUAUUGCGGGACUUACAGGAGGACUGCGAAAGUGAAAAGGAGGUGCAGAAACUAGAGCGCAUGUUAGCGGACCACAAAACAGCGUUGUACCCAGGUUGCGAGAAGGGCUACAAAAAGUUGAGUACCAUCCUAGAAUUCUUGCAAUGGAAGGCUAAAAAUGGUGUAAGUGACAAGGCAUUCGGCGAGUUAUUGAAACUCGUAAAGAACAUUCUUCCGAAGGGGAACGAAUUGCCCGAAAGUACGUACGAAGCUAAGAAGACAGUCUGCCCUCUAGGUCUGGAAGUACAGAAGAUUCACGCAUGUCCGAACGACUGUAUCCUGUAUCGCGGUGAGUACGAAAACCUAGAAGCAUGCCCUGUUUGCAAAGCACUACGAUACAAAAUAAGACGAAAUGAUCUAGGUGAAGUUGACGGACAGCCUUUGAAGAAGAGAAUUCCUGCUAAGGAUGGGAUGCUGAGACACCCCGCUGACGAGUCGCAGUGGCGAAAUAUCGACAGAACAUUUAAAGACUUCGGCGAGGAUGCACGAAACAUGAGGUUCGGCCCGAAGCAACCUGAUAACGACAUUGAUGUGUACCUAAGACCAUUGGUUGAAGAUUUGAAAGUGCUGUGGAGGAAAGAGGGCGUCCCCGUGUGGGAUGAGGACAAGCAGGAGCAAUUUAACCUACGAGCGUUGCUAUUCGUUACAAUUAACGAUUGGCCUGCGCUUAGUAACCUAUCCGGACAAUCAAACAAGGGGUACAACGCUUGCACUCACUGUUUGGAUGAAACUGAAAGCAAGCACUUUGAACAGAAGGCAGACCAUCGUACUAAGCCUAAACAUCGCAACGGGAAAGCAGUGUUCGAAAUGGUGAAGGAUCUGAAAGUAGUAUUUGGAAAGGAGCCUAGCAGCCAACCUAUAGAGAGCGAAGAUGGUCACGCGGCGAUGUGGAAGAAAAACUCUAUUUUUUGGGAGCUACCCUAUUGGGAGGUCUUGGACGUUCGCCACGCAAUCAACGUGAUGCACCUCACUAAGAACCUUUGCAUAAACCUGCUGGGCUUCUUAGGUGUAUAUGGGAAGUCCAAAGAUACACUCGAAGCACGCAAUGAUCUCAAGCAUAUGGAACAGCGCGAGGGCCUUCAUCCGGAACCGAACGAGAAAUGA
Messenger RNA from Oryza sativa Japonica Group (Japanese rice), 1272 nucleotides. The record is from RefSeq and is a predicted model, not a curated record. NCBI's taxonomy places the organism in Eukaryota, Viridiplantae, Streptophyta, Magnoliopsida, Poales, Poaceae.